Molecule: messenger RNA, 9410 nt
Organism: Topomyia yanbarensis
Lineage: Eukaryota; Metazoa; Arthropoda; Insecta; Diptera; Culicidae
Gene: cher
Product: filamin-A
Exons: 21
Coding region: 383-8389 (2668 amino acids)
Biological process (GO): actin cytoskeleton organization
Molecular function (GO): actin filament binding
Source: RefSeq, a predicted model, not a curated record
GUCCCGAUCGGUAAACACGUGUAAAGACGCGACGACAGCCUGGGCAAAAUAAACGGCGUAAAUCGGAAAAAAGGCGAACGUGCUUAAGUCCAUAGCUGCUACCACUACAAACGGGCAGCAACCAGUGGAAAAUCGUGCAAGUAGUGCCAUGUAUUGGUGAAAAGUUUCGCACGGGAACCGACCUGAAGCCUAAUUCUCGUGACACUGUUGCAUUGACAUGAAACGGUGGGUUGCCGAAAAUUAAUUCCACGAUCGAGUUGUGUUGGUGAAUGCAGUAUUUUUGUGAUCACACCACAGAUAGCGAGAAUCAACAAGUGGGUAAUUACCGGUGUCAGUUGAACACAAACAGAGAGAAGGAGAGCAAAACUGUUUCGCGAUAGCCAUGUACGGACGAUCUAGCAUAAAUUCCAUCGGUGGUAGAUCAUCAUCCACCAGCGAUGGGGACGGGGUUGGGGCCAGUGAUCGUACCCAAGACAGCAAUGGUGGUGGCGGUGGCAGUAGCAGAGCCCAAAGCCUCAUCAGCAGUAUUGGUGCGGGCGAUUGUUCGUCAGUUGAAACUGGACCGCGUUCAAGUCGAGACGUUCGUCGAAGUAUCUCUAGUAAUUGUUCCUCGAGUGACAGCAACCGUAUCUACAGCCACUGCAGUGCUGGUCACCACCAGAGUCCUUGUGCGGUUGGUCCCGAGUACGAUCAGAACGUGUUGAAAGCUCGUGCCAGUGUCCUCAGCCAGUUGAGCAGUGUUUUCGGUCAGAAGCUCAACAGAAACGUUCCAACGCCACCGUUGGCACAGGGAACGCCCCAGUACUAUCAGGAGCUCACGGCCCAGCAGCACGCUCGGGAGUACGACGAUCCGGACGACGAGGAAGCCGAGAUGGAAGCGGAACGUGAACUGGCCGAGGAUGCCCAGUGGAAGCGGAUACAGCAGAACACAUUCACCCGGUGGGCAAACGAACACCUGAAGAUCAUCGAUCGGAACAUCGCCAAUCUGGAGACGGAUCUGGCCGAUGGACUGAAGCUGAUCGCCCUCAUCGAGGUGCUGUCCCAGAAGCGGAUGAGCAAACACAACAAACGGCCCACGUUCCGCAGCCAGAAGUUGGAGAACGUUUCCGUGGCGCUCAAAUUUCUCGAAAUCGAAGGCAUCAAGAUCGUCAAUAUCGAUUCCUCGGACAUCGUCGACUGCAAGCUGAAACUGAUCAUGGGUCUAAUCUGGACGCUGAUCCUGCACUAUUCCAUCUCGCUGCCGAUGUGGGAGGGUGACGAUCACGCGAAUGAAGCCAACGGAAACAACACCACACCGAAGCAGCGCCUGAUGAACUGGAUCCACCGGCUGGUCCCGGAUCUGCCGAUCAACAAUUUCACAAACGAUUGGACCAGUGGCAAAGCGAUCGGCGCUUUGGUGGAUGGUGUAGCCCCGGGUCUGUGUCCCGAUUGGCCGAUGUGGGAUCCCAAGGAUGCCGUCCAGAAUGCAUCCGAAGCGAUGGGACUGGCCGACGAUUGGCUCAAUGUGCGGCAGCUGAUCCGUCCAGAGGAGAUGGUCAAUCCCAACAUCGACGAGCAAUCCAUGAUGACCUACUUGUCGCAGUACCCGAACGCUAAGCUGAAGCAGGGUGCACCACUGCGUCCCAAGACCAAUCCAAACAGUAUUCCACCGCCGCGAGUUCGUGCAUAUGGUCCAGGAAUCGAACCGACCGGACCGGUGGCUGGCGCUCCCGCCAAUUUCACCGUGGAAACAUUUUCAGCAGGAAAAGGUACCGUUGACGUUGCCGUCAUCAACCCGAAUGGAAACUCGGAGAAGGUGGAUUGUCGCUUCAACAAUGACAAAAAUCUCACUUACUCGGUAUCGUACGUGCCAAAAACCGAGGGACCCCACAAGGUGUACGUCAAAUUCUGCGGUCGCGACAUACCGAAAAGUCCGUACGAGGUACAAGUCGACAGGCAGGCGGGUGAUCCGUCCAAAGUUACCGCUAGCGGACUCGGCAUCCAACCGGAUGGAGUUUCCGUUAACAAACCGACUUACUUCGAUAUCGCAACUAAAGAUGCGGGGAAGGGAGUGCCCGAAGUCAUCAUUUUGGAUCCCGCCAAUCACAAGACUACGGUGGCUGCAAAGCUUCGUCAACUGACCGCGAACCAGUACCGCUGCGAAUAUACUGCCAACAUGAUUGGAUUGCACUCCGUUAACGUGUUCUACAACGGGCAACAAAUCAAAAACAGUCCCUUUGGGGUUCGAGUAGCCCCUACUUGUGACCCGAAAAAGGUGCGCGCCAGUGGUCGUGGUCUACAACCAGUUGGAGUUCGCGUAAACGACGAUGACGUCAGUUUCAAAAUUUUCACCGAAGGUGCUGGUGACGGAACUCCGGAAGUCAAAGUAUUCGGCCCGGGUGGUGUUAUCCCCGAGUUCAACAUCCGUAAGCUGGACGGCACAACUUAUGAAGCUCAAUACAUUCCAUUGAAAGAGGGUCGCUACAAAAUUUUGAUACUGUAUGGUGGCGUGGAAAUCCCUAAGUCACCAUUUGAAAUUACCGUAGGACCCCAGAAGCACACCUCGAUAGUCGCGUACGGACCGGGACUCAAGUCCGGGAUGGUUGACAACCCGGCUAGUUUCGUAGUGGAAACAAACGGUGAAACCGGUAAUCUAGGCUUCAGCAUAGCUGGACCCUCUCAGGCAGAGAUCGAAUGCCACGACAACGGGGACGGCUCGGCUCUAGUCAAGUAUCAUCCGACCGCUCCGGGAGAGUACGCCGUACACAUUUUGUGCGAUAACGAAGACAUACCGAAGAGUCCAUACAUAGCGCAAAUCUUACCCAAAGUGGAUGAUUUCCACCCGGAACUUGUGAAGGUUUCCGGCCCGGGAAUUGAAAAGAAUGGCAGCGUUAUUACGAACAAACCAACUGAGUUUUCGGUAGACGCAAGCAGAGCUGGAGAUGCUCCACUCGAAGUGAAAAUCAACGACGUUUUUGCAAACACCAUCCAGCAUAAGUUAAUGAAAAAAGAAAACGGUACUCAAAAGAUAGUUUAUAUGGCACCGACACCUGAUCCGGUAACGGUUGAGGUUAACUACGGUGGAGUGGCGAUUCCUGGGUCACCAUUCCGCGUGAACGUAUCUACUCCUCUCGAUCCGACCAAAGUGGAGUUCUUCGGUCCGUGGUUGGAGAGCGGAAAUAGACCGAACGCAGCCACUCACUUCAAUGUGGAUGCUAGAAACGCCGGCAAUGGCCUCCUGGAGAUCAAUCUGAUACACGAUGAAACCAAGCAGAAAAUCCCUGUUCGAAUCAUUGAUAACGAUGACAAUACGUACGCUGUCGAGGUGAUUCCUCCGCUGGCCGGAACGUAUACCACGAACCUGGUGUACGGUGGUCUGAAAGUCCCGAUUGCUCCAAAAGUCACCGUCAGUCCAGCGGUUGAUGUUUCUAAAAUCAAAGUCGACGGUUUAGAACCAACGGCCCCCCUAAACAGUUUACAGCAGUUCCGUGUGAUCACGAACGGUAUCGGUAAGGCCGAUCUAGCCGUCACGAUCACUAGUCCCUCGGGGAAUCGCAUCAAAGCUCAUGUAAUCCCUACGGCGGAAGGUUUCCUAGUCAACUUCACUCCCACCCAGCUGGGAGAGUACCUACUCAGUGUAAGUUUCGGUGGGACUCCGAUAACUCCCCAACCCUUCCGGUUGCAGUGUCUGGUGGGUUCUGAUUGUCGCAAGGUUCAGGCCAGCGGUCCUGGUCUGAUCAAAGGUAUCAUGAAUCGUCCAGCAGAAUUCAUGAUCGACACACGCGGGGCUGGUCAGGGUGGACUUGGAGUUACCGUGGAAGGUCCCUGUGAGGCGGCUAUCAACUGCAGGGACAACGGCGAUGGAACUUGCAACGUAGCUUACCUUCCCACAGAAAUCGGCGACUACACGAUCAACAUAACCUUCAACGAUGAUCACAUCGCUGGUUCGCCCUUUCAGGCGAUCAUCUUCCCGGAACCGAAUCUGAGUCGUAUUCGAGUAUCCGGAAUGGGAAUUCAACCGCACGGUGUCAUCAUGAACGCACCAACUGACUUCAUGGUCGAUAUGAGCAAGGUCGGAGACGAUGUGGACAAGAGCAAGCUGUCGUGCAAUAUAUUCGAUCCUCGAGGUAACGAGAUUCCUAGCAAGCUUGUUCCAAGCGACAACAGCGACAUCUUUCGCAUUAUGUACACUCCAUUCGAAGCUGGGCGCCACACAAUCGAACUGUUGUACGAUAAUGUGCCGGUCCCUGGAUCUCCGUUCGUGGUAAACGUAAAAUCUGGAUGCGACCCGACGCGUUGUCGUGCUUUCGGUCCAGGACUUGAACAAGCACUUACCGAUCAACCAGCAACCUUUACCGUAGAAACACGUGGUGCUGGAGCUGGUGGUUUAUCACUGGCUAUCGAAGGUCCUUCUGAAGCAAAAAUGAGCUGUACCGAUAAUCGAGACGGUUCCUGCGAUGUGGAGUAUAUUCCAACUGAGCCGGGCGAGUACGACAUAACGAUUCGCUUUGCGGAAAAACACAUCCCUGGUUCACCAUUCAAAAUCGUGGUCACCGAAGCAACUCGACCGGAGAAAGUGAAAGUUUACGGACCAGGUAUUGAGCACGGACAGGUAUACGAUGGUAUUCCUGCUGAGUUCUACAUCGAUUGCGGUCAAGCCGGACCGGGAAAGAUUGCCGUUAAGCUGACCUCUUCCGACGGAAAGCCGAUCAGUGUUCACGUUGAGGACAAGGGUGAUGGUGUCUAUGGCGUAUCGUACAGUCCACCGAAGGAAGGUUCUGUUCUCACGGCAAACGUACGAUUCGCCGAUCAGGAAGUUAGUGCCAGCCCGUUUGUUAUGACUGUUGCUCCAGCACCGAUCGAUAGUGCUCCGGGUAAAGUAUACGGCGAGGCGACCACUAAGAAAAAUCUACCGGCUUCGCUGCCGGCAAAGUUCCAGAUCGAUGCACCGAAAAAGGGUUCCAACGAUGCGCCCGGAAAAGAGGACAUCAACGUUAGCAUCAAGGGUCCCGACGGUAAACCGCUCGUACCCAAGAUGGAACAGGUCGAGGAUGGGACGUACGCUGUAACCUUCGUACCGGACGAAUGCGGACCGUACAAUGUCAGUAUUAAGUGCGGCGGAAAGGAUGUACUUGGUUCGCCGUUCCUACUGCAGGCCAUACCUACCGGGGAGGCGGAAAAAGUAAAACUGCUGGAAGCUAUCCCGACCAACCAGGAGUACGGCAAAAAGAAUCAUGUGGCACUGGACGCACGCGAGGCUGGAAUCGGUGCAGUUACGUGCAAGAUCGUUUCGCACUCGGAGGCUAGUGACGUCGACCUGGAGGUGAUCGAAAAGGACGGUUUCUUCGACAUCUUCUACACGCUAAAGGACCCAGGCGACUACGAUCUGGACAUUAAGUUCGGUGGUCAGAACAUCCCGAAUGGAGUUUUCACAAUCAAGGCCGUUGAAAGCGUUGAAGAACAGGUCACCAGCAGUACCAGUAGUACGACCAAGACUUCAUCGGCUACCGUUUCGGAGAACCAGCAGAUCUACCAACACCAGGAGUCCUACGUCGAACAGGUAUCCUCCGUGUCCAAAUCCAAACAAUUCCACCAACAGAAAGCCUGCGAGGAGUUCCUGAUUCGGGAACGACUAGUUAACGGCAAGUACGAAAACGGCCUCAGCAACGGGAACCACGUAAACAGUGUACACUCGGACGCCGUCAGCAGUCACGUAGCUAAGAGUACCAGUAGCAAUAGUAGCGUAACUAGUACCUCAGCUACUGCAGCGGCUAGCACAACUUCCAAUUCCAUCAAUACCACUAGCUCAGCCAACUUCCGAGACUUUCGGCUCGAUCGAUUGAAUCUACCGCAGACAGGAGGUGUGGUGACCGCCGACAUCAAGAUGCCAAGCGGAGAGGUAGACAAACCGGUGAUCGAAGAUAAUCACGACGGAACUGUUUCAAUCAAGUACGACCCGAAGGAGGAAGGUGUUCACGAACUCGCGGUCAAGUACAAUGGCGAACACGUUCAGGGAUCUCCGUUCAAGUUCCACGUCGACUCGAUUGCCAGCGGCUACGUGACAGCCUACGGGCCUGGUCUGACGCAUGGAGUGACCGGCGAACCAGCUCUGUUUACGAUUUCUACCAAGGGUGCAGGCGCGGGAGGACUGCAGAUGGCCGUUGAAGGUCCCAGCAAGGCUGAUAUAACUUACCAUGACAAUAAAGACGGUACCGUUUCCGUUUCCUAUCUACCGACGGCUCCAGGCGAAUACAAGAUCACCGUCCGCUUCGGCGAUAAGCACAUCAAGGGUUCGCCGUACUUCGCGAAGAUUACCGGAGAGGGUCGAAAGCGUAACCAGAUAUCCGUUGGUUCCUGUUCGGAAGUCACUCUCCCGGGGGUUAUCUCCGAUCAUGACUUGCGCUCAUUGAACGCCUCGAUUCAAGCUCCGUCUGGUCUGGAAGAACCGUGUUUCCUUAAGCGCAUGCCAACCGGCAACAUCGGUAUCUCGUUCACCCCCCGUGAAAUCGGCGAACACACGGUAUCCGUGAAACGUAUUGGCAAGCACAUCGCCAAGUCGCCCUUCAAGGUGAAAGUGUGUGAACGUGAGGUGGGUGAUGCUAAGAAGGUCAUCGUUACUGGAAAUUCCUUGAAGGAAGGCAAGACGCACUCGGAAAACGUAUUCUCCGUAGACACCCGAAAUGCAGGUUAUGGAGGUCUGUCCCUCUCCAUCGAAGGACCCAGCAAAGCGGAAAUCCAAUGUACCGACAAGGAAGACGGAACGCUCAACAUCUCCUACAAACCCACGGAACCGGGCUACUACAUCGUAAAUCUGAAGUUUGCCGAUCAUCAUGUCAACGGAUCACCUUUCACCGUUAAAGUUUCCGGUGAAGGUACCAACCGACAACGUGAGAAGAUCCAACGUCAACGGGAAGCCGUCCCGGUUACCGAAGUCGGAAGUCAGUGUAAGCUCACCUUUAAGAUGCCCGGAAUCACCUCGUUUGAUCUGUCCUCCACGGUAACCUCACCCGGUGGAGUUACCGAAGAUGCCGAAAUUCAAGAGAUCGAAGACGGACUCUACGCGGUUCACUUCAUCCCCAAGGAGCUGGGAGUGCAUACCGUUUCCGUGAAAUACAAGCAGAUCCAUAUUCCUGGAUCUCCAUUCCAGUUCACUGUGGGUCCACUGAAGGAUACCGGUUCCCAUCUGGUUAAGGCCGGUGGUCCGGGAUUGGAACACGGAGAGCAGGGUGUGCCAUGUGAGUUCAACGUGUGGACACGCGAAGCUGGUGGUGGUACUCUGGCCAUCUCCGUAGAAGGUCCCAGCAAGGCCGACAUCGAGUUCAAGGACCGCAAGGACGGAUCGUGCGAUGUGUCCUAUGUGGUCAGUGAACCAGGUGACUACCGUAUUGGCCUCAAGUUCAACGACCGCCAUAUUCCGGACUCGCCUUUCAAGGUUUACGUCUCGCCGGCAAUGGGUGAAGCCCACAAGUUGGAAAUUGCCCAAUUCCCAACUUGUCCGGUGCAAGCCGAUAAACCAGCACAGUUCAUCGUUCGAAAGAAUGGCGCCAAGGGUGACCUAGACGCCAAGGUCGUAGCCCCAUCGAAUAACGAGGACGAUUGCUUCAUUCAACUUAUCGAUCAGGACCAAUACUCGGUACGUUUCUAUCCACGGGAGAACGGCAUUCAUGCUAUCCAUGUCAAGUUCAAUGGUGUGCACAUCCCCGGAUCACCGUACCGCAUCAAGGUGGGUAAGGAUGACGUUGACCCGGCAGCGGUCCAUGCAUCGGGUAAAGGUCUUGGCGACGUGAAAACCGGCGAAAAAACUGACCUGAUUAUCGACACCUGCAAUGCUGGCGCUGGAACACUUGCUGUCACCCUGGACGGUCCCUCCAAGGUUGCGAUGGACUGCACGGAAGUAGAGGAAGGCUAUAAGGUUCGGUACACGCCACUGCUGCCCGGUCACUACUACAUGACCAUCAAGUACAACCAGAUGCACAUCGUCGGAUCGCCAUUCAAGAUCAUCUGCACAGGGGUUACAGGUGAUAAACUCGCGGAGGAAGGUGGCCAGGAAACGUCCUCGGUAACGGUCGAAACGGUCGCCAAGGUUUCGAAAGCCGGCAGCCGGGCAGGUGUCAUUCUGCCAAUCUUCAAAUCCGACGCUAGUAAAAUACAAUCCAAAGGCAUGGGUCUCAAGAAGGCAUACCUAGGCAAACAGAACCAGUUUACGCUGAACGCUGGAGAUGCCGGUAACAACAUCCUAUUCGUUGGCAUUUACGGACCAAAAGGACCCUGCGACGAGGUAUUCAUCAAACAUACUGGCCGCAAUCAAUACAACGUGAACUACCUGGUGCGCGAACGUGGCGAGUAUAUCCUGAUCGUGAAAUGGGGCGAUGAUCACAUCCCCGGUUCGCCGUUCAAGGUCGAAGUGUAAACCAGUCUUAGUUACUGCCCCCCAUUGCCAUCGUCGUCGUCGUCAACCUACGUCCAUCCCUUCCCUUCCAAUCGCCCCUAGGAAGUAUAGUUUGUUUGUGUGUGUGUGCGUGCGUUCGUUAGUGCCUUCUCAUCCCGAACUCUUUCAGCAAAAAUAACGAAAAUGACCUUUCCUACGACAGCCACAAAAACCGCCAACCAUGAGUUAGUUCAAACUAGAGUCAUUUUAUUUUGUCACAUAGAACCAGAAACCCAUUUUGCAUGAAAGACAUGAAGAAAGAAAAAUUGAAAAACUAGCAAAGCGUUUUGCAGACAGUCAGUUCAAUCGAAGAUAGGAGCAACAAAAGCUCAAACAGGCGGGACCUACCAAGCAGCAAGAGAAAGAAAGAGACAGAGAGACCAACCGACUCACACACUCAAAUAGUAAAAAAAGAAAAAUUUCCCCUACUUUUGAACAUAGAGAGAUAUGGAAAUUUUAAGGCCGCAAUCCACGAGACAAAGACAAACUAAUAAGUAACUAAGAAGCGUCACCGAGAAUUUUCGACCAGAGUAAUUGACCGUUCAGCCGCAGCCAGCUAGAGACAGGAGCCAUUAUAUUGGAGUUUAUUUUUGAAAACAAAGGAAAAAAGGAAGAAGCAAAUAUCAACCAAUAUACCUACCUACCUUACAAUCUCGAAACAACAAAACAGCAAACAUUGCACAACUGCGAGAAAAAUCAUUAAUGUUAUCCUAGUUAUUAUUACUAUCAAUUACGAUGAAGUUCGAUUAAGUUUAUUUUUUUAAGUUUUAUUUUGCUCUUAUGUCCUAUUUUUACGUGCGCGAAAUAUCAUCUCUGUUUUGCCUUCUGAUGUUUUGUUUCUGUCUCGUAACAUUAGAGUUAUUUUAUGUUUCUAGUUCUUUCUAAGUUCUUUUUUUUAUGUUGAACAUUUUAUGGAGAAGAUGAUAUCAUUAUUUAUUAUUUUCUUUGAGAAGGAAAUUUUUAAAAUUCUAAAGAAGAAAACAAGUAAAAACGUUAAUAAUGA